Molecule: messenger RNA, 618 nt
Organism: Dipodomys ordii (Ord's kangaroo rat)
Lineage: Eukaryota; Metazoa; Chordata; Mammalia; Rodentia; Heteromyidae
Product: keratin-associated protein 27-1
Exons: 1
Coding region: 1-618 (205 amino acids)
Cellular component (GO): keratin filament
Molecular function (GO): structural molecule activity
Source: RefSeq, a predicted model, not a curated record
AUGUCUCAUCGCUACUGCCACUCGCUCAGAGGCUUCGGUAAGGCCCCUUCCCUGUCGGCUAUUGUGCAUGGCUAUCAUCCGGUAUGUUUUGAAGAUGGAUUGUUUUUGCCUAGCAGCUGCCAUAGUAGAACCUGGCUCUUGGAUAACCUUCAAGAAACCCGCAGUCAGACCACCAGUUACCAACUAACCCAUUAUGAACAGGACCAGAACACAGAAGAUUCUUGCGUGCCAAGUUCCUGUUUCUCCAGAGUUGGCCAAACAACGUGCUCCAAUUCCAAGGCCAGUGAGAGGACAACCUGUCCAUCAGGAAGUUUUCCAGCAGGGGUGGACUGUGCUGCUCAGCCCUGCCAGUCAGGAAACCAGCAACAAAUGGGCUUUGUAGCCAAGACCUGCCAACCCGCAACCUACGCAGCCAAGUGCUGUCCAGCAAAGACUCCUGUGUGUAAGGGUUGCCAAACUCUGGAAUGUGAGUCCAGCCAAAUCCAACUUCAGAUCCCUGAAGCCAGUUCCUGUAGCCCUUUGGUCCAUGUUGUCCCUGAGGCACAACUCCUGGAAUCUUCUAGCACCUAUGAACCAACUUGCUGUGUUACAGGUGGUUUGCAAGUACCUAGUAAGUGA